This is a messenger RNA of Hyaloperonospora brassicae, 885 nucleotides long. Lineage: Eukaryota; Oomycota; Peronosporomycetes; Peronosporales; Peronosporaceae. The record is from the annotation of a GenBank genome assembly.
AUGUCGGCCCUGCACCAAUCUCUCCGGUCGCCCCUCACGUCCCUCACUUCAACGAUCGCUCGUGCGCGGCACAAGAGCACUGCGGCGCACAGUGCAGCGGUCAUCGCCCACGCCGAGCGCUCGCGCGGGCCGCGCUGCCGUCCUGGCCUCGUGGUCUUUGACAAAGACGGCACGCUCAUCGACUUUACGCUCAUGUGGGGCGGCUGGGUCGAGUCCCAAGCGUGGCGCGUCGAGAUGACCACGCACCUGCCCGUGCGCGAGAAGCUCUUUGACGCCAUGGGCUACGACUGGAUCAGCCGCUCGAUCCGGUCCAAAGGCGCGCUCUGCUGCACGCCCAUGGGCGAGCUCUACAAACUCGCCGUGCGGGUCCUCGUGGCCGAAGGCAUGGCGCAGGCCAAGGCCGAGCACGUCAUCCACCAGUGCUGGAGCAUGCCGGACCCCGUGCUCACGAGUCGGCCGCUGAGCAACAUCCCCGCGCUGUUCCGCACGAUCCAGAAGAUGGACAUGAAGAUCGCCGUGUGCACGACCGACGACCGGCAGCCGACCGUCGAGACGCUCGAGCACUUGGGCGUCUCGGACCUCGUCGACGCGCUCGCGUGCGGCGACGACGGCCUGCCAGCGAAACCCGCCGGCGAACAGAUCUGGACGCUGUGCCAGCAGCUCGACGUCGAGCCGCACAAUACGCUUAUGGUCGGCGACACGUCCACCGAUAUGCUCCUGGGCAAGAACGCCGGCUGCGGGCUGUCCAUUGGCGUCCUCGGCGGCGCCUCGUCGCUCGACGAUCUCGCCGAAGCCGCCGACGUGCUCGUGCCGUCGAUCGACCGCGUGCUGAAAGUGCUCUUCCAGUACGGCCAGCAGGCCCAGCGCUUUGGCGAUGCCACGUAA